CCAGACUCGAAAGCCGGAACGGCAGUUAGAUGAAAGUUUCUUACGAAGUAGAAAGUUACAGCAACAGUGCGACAUCAGAAAGCGAACUAGGAGGUUGCCCAGUGAGAUCAUCCUUGCCUUCCAAUGCCAGCCUCUCCUCCAAACCAGCAGACUUCAUGACCACUGAAGACCCCUCUGUCUCAUCUUCUAUGGAGCCUAACCAGGAGAUUUCUUGGUGGUUGAGCAGUGUGCACCUGCCCCAGUAUACUGCCAGCUUCGCCCGGGCUGGCUACCAUUACCUUAAGGACCUCAGGGGCCUAACAGAGGAGAAGCUUCUCAAGGUGGACAAUAUUCCCACAGGACACCGGCGGAGGAUCUUAAGCAGCCUGGAGACCCUGAUGGUGGAAUCCGAUGGAGGCAAGGGUUUAGUUCCAGUGAGGAGAAAGCCGAUUCCUAGACCUAGACAGGUAUUUACCAGGGAUAGGCAGAAGGGAAGAUCUUGCCAGCAUCCUCAGGAAAAUAACAUCCAGAUGGAAAUGCAAACUCUUUCUGUAAGGACACUUUCUAGCAGUGCAUGUCAUGCUGCUUCCUCCAGCCGUAGCUCCGCCUCUGAGCUCAGCAGCAACAGAUCAUUGGAGAACUCCUCAAAAGAGCCAUCCUGCUUUGGAGCAGAAACUAUUCCAGACCAAAAUUAUGAUUUUUCUUCAGAAAGAGCACCUGUAGGGUUUCACGGAGAAAUGGUCGAAAAUGAAAUAUAUGAGCAAUGCCCCAUGGUUAAGGCACCUUCAAGUCCAAGGUCCACAUGUUCCUCUAAGCUACGUCACAGGCCUGUUCCAGAGAUCCCUAAACAUACCUUCAUACCACCUAAUGACUGGAGUGUGACAGUGAACAGCACUGACCAUCUCACAAGAUCUGAGGCACCCACUUGCCCCACAACCAUUCAGAAAGCGCCACUUACAAGUAACUUGCCCCCCAUUGACCCCUAUGGAGAGCUUUUCCUGUACAAUACUGCAGAAAACAAACUGGUUUUGGGCAAAGAUGUACUGGCCGAUCAAGGAAUAAAAGAGAACUUGGAACAACAGAAGUUGAGGAAUAAGCAGACAAGAUCCAAAGAGAAGCUGAACAAUAACAAUAAGCAACAACUUUCCAAGCAACAUUAUGAUGAUGAUGAUGAUGAUGAUGAUAGUGAUUACUCCACUGUCCAAGCAUCCACGCUCAGUCAGGAAUCAACUAGUAAAAUCUCUUCAAAACAACAUCCAACAUCUGUUCUUCUCUCUUGCACUGGACAAAGGGAUGUGAAUGACGUAUACAGUGUGCAAUCAGAUGACAUAUCAGGUCUAGUUAGAUGUACUCUUCCUCCGCAAGGAGAAGUUUCCAUUUCACCCUACGCCUGCUUUUAUAGUGCCCCUAAAACUGCUACUAAAGCAGGCUGGCUGGAUAAACUGUCCCCUCAAGGGAACUGCAUCUUUCAGAGAAGAUAUGUGAAGCUUGAAGGAGCAAAUCUUACUUACUACAACAGUGACAAGGAGAUGUACUCAAAGGGCCUUAUACCCGUUUCAGCAAUUAAACAAGUUCGAGCUCUGGGUGAGAAUAAAUUUGAGGUGGUCACCUCUGUAAGAACCUUUGUCUUUCGGGUGGAGAAAGAAGGAGAACGUCUGGAUUGGCUAGAGGUUCUCCAGUCUGCAAUGAGCUCCCAGUCCUCCAUUUCCCAUCAGCCUCGCAAAAAUAACACAAACAAGAGAAGCUACGUCGAGCUGCGUGGCCUCAAAGGAAGAGUGUUCCUCAGCCUCAUGGCAACUAACUUCAGGCUCUGCAAAACAGACCAGGACUUUAAUGCUGGACUGGCCAUUGCUGUGGUGGACCUGACUGCUACAUGUGUAAAACAGUUUGAGAAGAAGGGCUUUGAGAUCACUACACCUUUCAAAUCCUUCUGUUUCACAGCGGAGUCAGAGCGUGAGAGAGAUGAAUGGAUGGAGGCAGUUCAGGAGGCCAUUGUCGAGGUGUUGUCCAAUUACGAGGUGCUGGAGAAGGUUUGGUUUAACAAGUCCAAUAGGAAGUGCGCUGACUGUCAGGCUCCUGAACCGGAAUGGGCAUCAAUUAACCUUGGUGUGGUCAUCUGCAAAAAUUGUUCAGGUCAGCAUCGGUUCCUGGGCCCCGGUAUUUCAAAAGUCUGCAGUAUGAAGUUAGACAGCAGCAUAUGGACCAAUGAACUUAUUGAGCUGUUUUUAGAGGUUGGGAAUAAAAAUUCAAACAGAUUCUGGGCAGCAAAUCUACUGCCAGAGGAAGAGCUUUGCAAGCAGCCAUCAUCAGAGCAGCGAGCAUCCUUCAUUCGCAGGAAGUACAAGGAGAGGAAGUACAAGAAAGUUCUGGAAGGCCUAAAGACCCAGCAGGAACUCAACAAGGCCCUCUGUGCUGCAGUGGUUCUCCCUGAUGUCCUGCAGACCAUGGCCCUGGUUUUCAGUGGGGCAGAUGUGAUGUGUGCGACGGGUGACCCAGAGCACUCCACUCCAUACCUACUGGCUCAGAAAGCAGGCCAGAGACUGCAGAUGGAGUUCCUCUAUCAUAACAAGCUCUCAGAUUUUUCUAAGGUGGAGGCAGCAUUUGACAGCAGUUUUUCGACCGAUGUUUGCUCUUUCAUGGAUGGAUAUCUCUAUUGCUCUGUGAAUACAGGCAAGUCCACUCUGGACAGGAAAGGAAGACCUGACAUGGUUCGCCGUUGGUGUACAUUGGAAGGUGGGUUUCUCAGUUACUAUGACAACAAGAAGAUUGCCACACCCAUUGGUCGGGUUGACAUUAGUGAUGUGGUGAGCCUGGCCAUCAACAACACUGAGAACAUCACAGAUACAGGGCCAGUGUUCACCUUCGAGUUGUACCUGCAGUCGCAGAAAGUGCUGGUGUUCGGAGCGGAGACCUCGGACACACACAAAGAUUGGACACGUGCCAUUGCCAAGUGUUUUGUCCCCGCAAGGGCAAAUGCUCUGCUGAAGCAGGACAAUGAGCUUAUUGGCCGGCUAUACUAUAAAGAGGGUCAUGACCUUUAUCACUGGCGAACGGGAUGGUUUGCUCUGGUGGGUUCAGAACUGUACUUCUGCUCUGGAGUUGAAGAGGAGGGAGCACUUCAACUGAAACGCCUGCAGGAGCUCACUGUGUCCACUCAUAUGGAGGGUGACGAGAAAAUUCAGGUCUUGCUGAUGGUUGAGAGUGGAAGAACCGUUUAUGUUCAUGGCAUAACCAAGCAGGAUUUUGCGCUGUGGCACUCUGCCAUCCAGUUGGCAGCAAAGACGGACGGUUUGGCUCUUGGUAACCAGCAAAUGAAAAAAAAUGAUGUUCCUAUCAUUGUGGAUAGCUGCAUAGCUUUCGUCACCCAAUGCGGUUUGUGUUGCAAGGGAAUCUACCAGAAGAAUGGUGAUCCGGGGCGUGUGGCCCAGCUUUUGGAGGAGUUUACAAAGGAUGCCCGGGUUGUUAAGCUACGGGCACAAGACCACCGACUAGAGGAUGUCACAGACACACUCAAGAGCUUCCUGUCCCACAGUGAAGAUGCCCUCUUGGCGAAAGAGCUGUACCCUUUCUGGAUAUCUGCUCUUGACGAAGAGGAUGAGAAGGUCAGAGUGCAGAAAUAUUCAGUCUACAUCCAGAGUUUACCCAAGGUCAACAGGUCAACCCUUGCUGCCUUAUUGCAACAUUUAUAUAGGAUCCAGAGUUGUUCACACAUUAACCAGAUGAGCACACAAAAGCUGGCAUGCGUGUUCUCCUCGUGUCUCUUUCAAACAGAGGGUCACAUGGCUCAGGAGACUCGUGUGGUGGAGGAUCUUAUCAACAAUUACAUCCCGCUCUUCUCUGUCAAUGAAGAGCAGGUUAGGCAAAUGGAGAAAGAAAACAGCUUUAUCACCAGGUGGAAGGACAUCACAUUCUCUCCCGCUGGUGACCUGAUAUUUGAGGUCUAUUUGGAAAAAAAACAGCCUGAAAAGUGCUGUUUAAUCAAGCUUUCUCCUAGUAUGCGGUCAGGUGAGCUUGCCAUCAGCACUCUGGAGAUGAAAGGCAUGGAGUUCAAAAGUCAAGACCUCUGGACCACCUUUGAGGCCAUAGAGAAUGGAGAGCUGGAGCGUCCCUUACACUACAGAGAGAAGAUUCUAGAGCAAGUAUUGGAGUGGAGUUCCCUGGAGGAUCCCAGCUCGGCCUUCCUGCUCAUUAAAAAAUUUUCCGGCUCUAAAAUGACAGAUUCCAACUCAGAUAAACUGAAAGAUUUCAUUAAAGGAGAGCAACUCAAGUUCAAAGACGGCUCUUCCAAAAUGUUAUCGGGGAAUAAAUUUCAGGACAGAUACUUGGUACUACAGGACAAAAAACUGCUGUUAUACAAAGAUAUAAAAAGUACCAAGCCAGAAAGAGAAGCUCCGUUAAAGUCUGUUAAAUGUUACUUAGGGCUUCGAAGGAAGUUGAAACCAACAAGCAGUUGGGGAUUUACUGUUUAUAUUGAAAAGCAGCAGUGGUAUUUCUGCUGUAAAGGGAAUGAUUCUCAGCAAGACUGGGUCGCCUCCAUUAUCAGAGUGAAGCAUGAAGGUGACUUAUGGCCCAAAGACCUAAAGCAGAGUGCAUCUUUACCUUACAACCUGAGCAGAGGGAGAACAUCCACUUACUGCACAACUCAGACCACCAAAUCCAAACACAACAGAGAGGUUAAAAGGAAGUCACUCCUUAGUAUAAGUAUAGAUGGUUCCAAUACCCAAUACCAAAUGACCACCAACAAGGGCAUCCAACCGGACUCAAUGCAUAAAUUGGUAGGCAGUAAAGAAACUCAGUGUGACUCCAGGCUUGAAAUGGUGAUUGAUGGCACACUUCAGUCUCAGCGAAGAGCAUCUCUUCAACAAGACCCCAUUGCUCCCACUCCACUAUCACAGAGGAAAGCAGAGUUGCCCAGCAGAGGAGUGCAAUUGCCACAAAACCUAAUUAAUGAACUAAGUACUGUCCUGCACAAAGCAAGGCACUGUCCAAAUGGAGACAAUUAAGAGAGAGCGACAGAGACCAAAAGACAAGAGUCUUGUCCACUGCACGCCCAAUAUGCACAGAGAGGAUCAGUAAGGCAUGAGGAUUUUAUAACAAAGAAACCAAACAGUGAGAUUUUUAGAUUGAGACUUUCUGUAAUUUGUAAAAAAGACAAAUAAUAUUAUUUUAUGUUACCCUCUUUAAAAAUCUUAGAUGUACUUUAAUCUUCUUUAUGUAAGAUGUUAGAUGACUGGUAGGUCAAACAUAAGAUCAGCUAAGAAUUUAUUUGUGUACAGCUGCAACUGUUUACUCAUUUACAUCACCAUACUGUAGGUUGACCGACACUCUGAAAGAUAUUUGGUGGAAUUAUUACUCCCUGAAUUAAUUACGAUGUAAUUCAAUAUUAGAAAAAGGAAUGUCCAAAGUUCAGUAAAGUGAUUGUUGCAUAAUGUUGAUUAUCAGAAAAAUUUAUUUGACUCAUCUCUCAUUUAUUUAGAACAAGAAAGCAAAAAUCUCCGUACAAUAAGACACUUGCAAUGGACGUGAAUGGGGUCAGUCCAUAAAUAUUCUCCCCUAAACAUAAACAUUACAAAUGUUAACGUGAUUUUAGUGUUAUAAAAUCAAGGAUUAAACAACAUUACAGCUUUUACCAGAUUGAAGGGUUUACCGCCGCUACGUCAUCAUGACAACGAAGUAUUAUUAUCGGGUAUAACUUUAUAAUGAUAAGGUUAGUAAGUGAUUGUGCACACUAAAAUCAUGGUGACAAGUAAAAUGUUUAUGUCUUGUGGCUAUAUUUUGAAAACAUUGACCAUUUGAACAUAUAUGGACUGGCCCCAUUCACUUCCAUUGUAAGUGUAUAUAUAUAUAUAUAUAUAUAUAUAUAUAUAUAUAUAUAUAUAUAUAUAUAUAUAUAUAUAUAUAUAUAUACAUAUACACAUAUUUUUGUUUUAUUUAUUUAUUAAUGUGAGGCCACAAAUGUUGUCCAUUGAGCUCAAAUUGUUAUAAACCUGGAACGUUAAAUUUUGCCAUUGUUUUAGGCUUUGCAUGGUGUCUUGCGUUUUCCCUUUUCAUUCUAACACCUGAUUUCAUGGUAACUGAGUUUGAAAACACUACAUGAUUCAUUACCAUCGAUUUGUUUAGAACUAAUUGUACCUUCUCCAUUUAAUGAAAAUGGUUGUUUGGAAUCGAGAGAAAUGAGUCAUUUGCCUAAAUCUUGGUGUGCUUUUUUUCCUUAUUUUUGUUUAGACUGCUCUUCAAGAAAAUCUCAUGCCUUUUAAUAGAUGGAAACAAAAAUAACUCACCAUUCCAAACCCUCCAAAGUUGUUGAAUAAUGCAUUAUAAUAUGAGAGCACACUGGAUAUUGUCACCCAGUUUGAUAGUAAAUAUAGUUGUAUUGAAAUUGUAUCUAGAUUAUGAAUCACUUAUCAGCUGCCUGCAUUUAAUUUUUUUUUUAUCAUGCCUGUUGUCAAAACGUAACAUAUUAAAGUCUGUACGUCGUGUAAAUAAACAAAGCUAAAUUCCAGAUGUUAAAUUGUUUAUAUAUGUGUUAAUGCUGCCAUAAAGGUCUACUGUACAGUAUAUGUAUUAUUGGGUUUUGUUUGUGUCAAUUUAUAACUGUUCUCUCAACUCCUCAAUGUGUGUAUAAAUAUACUGGAGAACUCCCAAUGGGUUAUGGUCUGGUUAUAAGAGUAUGCUGCUUCCAUUUUGAUUAAAAUGACACAGAGUGGUUCUGUUACUCUUACAUUUAAUCAUGUUGUAUUACUAUUUCAUGUGCUUUAUUGUCUCCAUUUGAUGUGAUUUGCUGCCUGUAAUCAGCCAGAGGUGUAAGUGACACACCUGUGCCAUCUCCCUCAUUAAAGUUUUUAUGCUUGAAUUAAUUAUCAUGUUUAUAAAUAACAACUGUCAGAUGCUGACACUGAGCGUUGCCACAUGUUACAGUUUUGAUUGAAACGUGUCGCUUCUGUGCUCCUGUCACUCUUAAGUGUGUGCGCGUGUGUGUGUGUGUGUGCGCGCGCGUGUGUGUGUUUGUUCUCACCUGUUUUCACUCUGCAUCCCUAAGCAUUACAGCAACACACAUGCUGUCGCAUUUCUCUCAUGCGAAGGUCACCAUAUGGCAUCAGUGUGGGGAAUGAAGGGCUUCAAAUAAUUGAAAACAUUAUGUGUGACUUUGACACAAAGGAAGGUCACUGUGUAGUGGUUAAAUACAAGCAUCCUGAAUGAAUUGGUGGGGCUGCAUCUGUUACCUGUAAAUUAAAUACUGCAUUUUCACAUGUUUUCUGUGCUUUAUUAAAGGAAUAUUUAACCUAAAACUGAAAAUGUUGCCAUGUCAGCCUCAGACACCAUUCACUUUCAUUGAAUGGGGGAAAAAAGAUGCAGUAAAAGUAAACAGUGACUAAAGCUGCCAUUCUUCCCAACAUCUCCUUGUGGGCUCCAUAUACAAAAAGU
Molecule: messenger RNA, 7404 nt
Organism: Xyrauchen texanus (razorback sucker)
Lineage: Eukaryota; Metazoa; Chordata; Actinopteri; Cypriniformes; Catostomidae
Product: arf-GAP with Rho-GAP domain, ANK repeat and PH domain-containing protein 2-like
Exons: 33
Coding region: 30-4982 (1650 amino acids)
Biological process (GO): signal transduction; positive regulation of GTPase activity
Molecular function (GO): phosphatidylinositol-3,4,5-trisphosphate binding; protein binding; GTPase activator activity
Source: RefSeq, a predicted model, not a curated record